AUGGCAGAGGCUGUUGUUUAUGUCGUGCUUCAGAAAAUUGCUGCUAGUUUGGGGCGGGAUGCUCUAAAAGCAAUAGGCUCACGGUUAGGAAAAGAAGCAUCGGAUUUACUUGAAGCUGAGAACAACAUGAAGCAGCUUGAGAUUGAAUUUAGAGUUAUGAAAGCUUUUCUAAUCCAAGUAACAAUGUGCUCAUCACGUAAUCUGGCUUUUGAUGCGUGGCUUGAUGAGGUAAAGAGGGUUUCACAUGACGCCGAGGAUGUAAUUGACGGGUAUGAAUACCUGCUUGGACAAUCAACUACACAAACACAAGGUUGUAGUUCACUGAAGAAACUAUGGCGGCGUUCCAAACAUGCUGGUGGUUGGCGAAGCAUUACUGAACAGCUUAAGCAGAUUGAGGUCCGCCUUUCGAAGCUCACAAGCAUGAGAGAUCGUUAUGGCAUCACAAUCAGUGCAGAAGGAGAAGUUAGCCACACAAGCCAGAACGGUCAGCUGGAACAUGCUCUGGACUCAACAUGUAUAAACAUCGAGGAUGAGGUGGUCGGGAUUGAAAAAGAAACAUCAUGGCUUCUACAACAGUUGAUACAUGGGCAAGAAGAACGAACAAUCGUCUCUGUCUGUGGUAUGGGUGGUUUAGGCAAAACGACUCUUGUCCGUCAGGUCUAUAAAAAGGAUGAAAUUAAGCAGAAUUUUGACUGUUCUGCAUGGAUAUCAGUUUCUCAAAGUUACAACAUUGAACAUCUGUUGAGGGAACUAUUAAAGCAGCUCCAGGAGAAGGAAAAGGACAUCCCUCAUCAGGUUGACACUAGGGAUGCUGCAAGCUUGGUACAAACACUAACGGACUUCUUGCAGGACAAAAGGUAUUUGAUAGUCUUGGACGACAUGUGGAGUCGAGAUGCCUGGGUAUUAUUGAAUCAUGCACUGGGUAUAAGCAAAAACGGAAGCAGGAUCAUCAUAACUACACGAAAUGAAGAUGUUGCUUCAUUGGCUGAUGAUGAGCACGGCAUUCAGCUUAAAACUCUUGGAAAGGAAGAAGCAUGGGACCUCUUCUGUAGAAAAGCCUUUCCAAGAUUAGAAGGGAAAACAUGUCCCCAGAGUCUAAUUUAUUUGGCAGAAAAGAUUGUGGACAAGUGUGAAGGGUUGCCACUAGCUAUUGUUGCCAUUGGAAGUUUGUUGAUGCGCAAGAGGCUAUCUGAAAAUGAAUGGAAAUGCUUCUAUCAUCAGCUGGAUUGGCAGAUAGUUAACAACCCAGAGCUCAGCUCCGUGAGGAAUGCCCUCGACCUUAGCAUCAACCAUUUACCAGGAUAUCUGAAGAACUGCUUUCUAUACUGUGGUAUAUUUCCUGAAGACUACGAGAUUCGAAGAGAUGAGCUUAUUCGGUUAUGGAUAGCUGAAGGAUUCAUAGAAGAAAGAGGGCCAAGCAUAACUAUGGAGGAAGUAGGGAAUGAGUAUCUCAAUGAAAUUGCUCAACGUUCGCUUCUUCAAGUGGUUCAGAGGGAUGCUCAUGGCAUGGCCCAGACAUUGCAAAUGCAUGACCUUGUAAGAGAUAUAGUUGUAAGCAAGUGCGCAAGUGGGAAAUUUUCUCUUCUUCUGGAUAACUCUCGUGAUGCAAUGCACAGCAGAGAAGCACGACGUGUUUCAGUACUGAAAGCUGACAGCAUUGAAGAUACUCUUGAUGGUGGGGAAAAGAUACGGUCCUUCAUUUUGUUUGAUCAAUACGUAUCAUCCUCCUGGGUAGAAACUGCUACUCAAAAUUUCAGAUUGCUACGAGUCUUGUCCUUACAAUUCGCAGAGAUAACGAAGCUCCCUGAUGUUGUGACCACUCUGUUCAAUUUGCGCUACCUUGAUUUAUCUUACACCAAUCUUGAAGUGGUUCCCAAAGCAUUGUGUAAGUUGAGGAAGCUGCAGAUGCUAGAUCUUAUGGUAACUCGUGUAGUGGAACUGCCACCUGAAAUAAAGAAGCUGACUGAGCUCCGAUUUCUGCGAACAUAUGUCAUCCAUGAUUAUGAUGGAAGAAUAUUUGAUUCCUAUGAAGGUGCAAAAGUAUAUCCCGGAAUUUGUCUUCUAAAGGAUAUGCAAGAACUGGGUCCUGUGGAAGCAAACAAAGAUAUAGUCAUGAAUCUUUGCAACUUGGCAUUACUCCGAAGACUUGAAAUAAUGAAAGUGAAGCGUAGGCACAUUAAGGAAUUAUGGGCGUCCAUCGCAAGAUUGGCGCACCUUUCUCAUCUUUUUAUAAUGGCAUAUGCCAAGGAAGAAGUUCUUGAUCUGGAAAACCUAGAUCCUUUGCCAAAUCUUGAAAGCUUUUACCUGAGAGGCGAGUUGCAAAGAGGUGUUAUCCCAACAAUAUUCGGCAGUUUUGGCAAACUUCGAGAUCUACGCAUGGGGUGGUCCAGGUUGCAAGCAGAUCCAAUUCCUUCAUUUGCACAUAUGUCACAUCUAGUUGAACUUCACCUUUACAGCAUCUAUGAGGGGUGGAUCAUGACUUUCAGGGCAGGUUGGUUUCCAAAGCUCGAGAAAUUGCACUUAGCUGACAUGGAGCAGCUGAGUUGCAUGGAGGUUGAGUCUGGGACCAUGCCAAUCCUGAAUUAUAUGGAGCUCAUUGGUUUGAGAAGUAUGCUAAUUGUUCCAGCAGGAUUCCAAAAUUUGACCUCACUUCAAAAGCUGGCCCUGAUGGACAUGCCAGUAGAAUUUAUCAGUGUGGUACGAGGACUAGCCUGCACCAAGCAUAUCCCCCUGAUAGUUCAGGGCCGUCACUAA
Messenger RNA from Triticum turgidum subsp. durum (durum wheat), 2754 nucleotides. The record is from the annotation of a GenBank genome assembly. Lineage: Eukaryota; Viridiplantae; Streptophyta; Magnoliopsida; Poales; Poaceae.